Akanthomyces muscarius is the source of this 1566-nucleotide messenger RNA. RefSeq lists its product as uncharacterized. Gene Ontology annotation, cellular component: nucleus; cytoplasm. NCBI's taxonomy places the organism in Eukaryota, Fungi, Ascomycota, Sordariomycetes, Hypocreales, Cordycipitaceae. Gene Ontology annotation, molecular function: GTPase regulator activity. The transcript has 3 exons. The record is from RefSeq and is a predicted model, not a curated record. Bases 1 to 1566 code for a protein of 521 amino acids.
AUGGAGCAAUUUCUUUCGCUGGUCGGCAUGCAGGCCAUGAAGCUCGCCGUCAGGUCGGGCAUCGUCUUUACGUCUUCACAACUCUUUGGAGAACUCAAAACCCUGCAAGACGAGCUCGACAGUAAAAUUAAGAUUAUCACACCAGCAAUAAACCUAAUCGAACUUAAAUCCGGACAAGGGAAUAGCGCUCUAGAAUCGGCUUUAACGCUUACAGCAUCGCUGCAGAACGAAAUCACCUUACUAGGCCACAAGAUCGCAACCCUGACUCCUCUCCAAACCUGCCACGCAGCCACGAGCCACCUGAUUGUCGACAUCAGGGCACUGCUUCAUCGCAUAAACGAAAGCAUUCCUCUUCUCCAGCUCGCUAUUUCAGCAUCUGGAGAAACUUUGUCAAGCAAAUUACCCGAUUCUGUUUCGCCUUCGCGAAUGCUUCAGGCUAGUGCUUUUCUUAUGAUCGCCGACAGCCACUUCACGGCCGAACCACGAACGAAAGUCCAAGUUGGACCAGACUUCAUCGUGUCAGUAUACAUGAUUUUCAAAGGUUACUCAUAUGAACUUUCUGAGAAGUCUGCCAACCACAGGAAGUCUCAAAAGCUUGACUUUGACAGCAUAAGAAAGCCCAUGUGGCAGGAAGUCUUGCACAAAGCUCGUCUAAGAGUCUACCGCAGACCUUGCCGGCAAACUAAAAUACAGCAAAACAGGUUACUGAGCCCUUCGGAAUACUCCUAUUAUCUCGAAAUUAAAGAAGACAGAGAUGACGGAAGGCUACAUGAUGAUUCGAAAAGCUCUGCAGAAAGCAGCGAGUCUGACCUGAUACCAAUUACCGAAAUCACCAAACUGUUGUACACCAAUUCUGCCGCCAUUCUCAACAUCAAAGACGACUCGGAAGCCUGCAGUACUCCAAUAUUGUUGCUGAAAAGGGAGCCAGACUUCACCGAUACUGGUAAUGCCGCACCUAAUCUUGAUACAUCAGAUGAAGAGACGCAGCAUCGCAUAGACUGCCAAAUUCUUAGUGAAUGUAACGGCAUAACAUACCAAAGCCAAAUUGUUGAUUCGACUACCUCCCCACCGUAUGAACCUCGGAUUCCGUCAUAUCUUGAUCCUGAAUGGAUCGCUCUCGAAAUGUAUACGGCAGACGCACCUGACGAGAGCCAAGGCGACAAGAGUAACGCGGAGUCUACGCUGGAGUGUAGUGACGAAUCUGAACAGGGAACAGAUCGGGAUACUGCAUCAGAAGGCGUUGCAAACCAACUAAGCUCGCUUUCCCUAGAAUGGAACAGUUCUCAGCGAAGCGAGGAUACGCCAUUACUACAGGAAACGGCCACCAGUAUCAGCCAGGAUGUGCCAAACAACCUUUUCAGCAUGGUUACUACAUCAUUGUCUCUUCUUGAGCUUGUAAUCCGGCUGGCCGUCUUGCAAGAAACACAGCAAAAGUCGCAUCUAUCCAUUCCCGAUCACGUACUUACAUCCUUCUUGAACGGAACAGUGCAGCCCAAUGAUGGAGGAAACAGUAACUCGGCCAGAGUAGGCGUGGUAGUUGAUACAGUGAUGCCGAGUGGUAGCUAG